Microthlaspi erraticum is the source of this 1389-nucleotide messenger RNA. NCBI's taxonomy places the organism in Eukaryota, Viridiplantae, Streptophyta, Magnoliopsida, Brassicales, Brassicaceae. The record is from the annotation of a GenBank genome assembly.
AUGCGGCUCUAUCCAGAACCGCGGCCAAGCCGGCGCGGCCGGCCGAGGAACGAUGUUCCGCGGUCGGCCAAAACCAAAUCCGUCCGUCUGAAGUCUCGGCCAAAGUUCGUUUCGUCCGGCCGAAUGCACAUCACGACCCGGGAAGCAAUGACUUGCGGUCGGCCACGCCACAAACCACUCAAUGCCAUGCCGCGCACGACCAUGCCACGCGAGCCGGGAAGCAAAGCCUUGUGGCCGCGCGACCUUACUAGCGUACCACGGCCGAUGGCGCCGUCCGAGCCGAGAAGCCAUGUCCCGCGUCCAGCCGAGAAGCAUCGACCAAUCCACCACCCGUCCGACCACACCGGCCGACCGAGAAAUCAUCCGGCCACGACCGUUCUGAUUACGACACGACCCGAUUGUCCGGCCGACCGUCCUGACCGACCGUCCGAACGCCGUGGUCGACCCGAAGCCGUUUUUGAAGCCCAAUCUGCACAAUUCAAGCCCAAAGCCGGCGCCGACUUAGCAAGAUUAGGGUUUUUCCAUAUCAAGGUUUUAACCAGGCAGUGCAGAUCUAAGGUCAAUAACGCAAUGCAGCAUCACGUCAGCACAGCAUCGCGACAGCAUCGCGACAGCAUCGGCAUCGCCGCCCACCAUAGGGCUGGAGAAAAAACUCUGAAAAAAGUCAAUCAAGGUUCAAAGAUGGGACUUCCACCUGAUGAUCCCAACACCGGACUCCAAAGCGAACUCGGCGCAGAUGGAAACCCUAUCGUCCAUCCCGUCGAAGUCGACGCGACCAACGGUCACCAACAAGCUUUAACGUCGCGACGAACAGCGACAAGACCAAAAGUGGCCAAGCUGCACCGCGACCUCAACGCAAUCAGCUCCAAAGUGCACGGCGCUACCAGCUCGACACCCGACUAUACAGAAAUCCUUGCCGAUACGCAAAAGAUUGGUGACAGCAAAACCGUCACCUCCAUCUCGUCGAUGGAAGAAGCAUCAAUUCCAUCUCGUCGUUGCCUUCAAAAUCGUUACCACCUUAAGAACGCACGACCCCAACCGGUUUCGUCGAAGCACGAUCCCGAGAAAACAAGUGUUGUCAAAGCGCGACCCCAACCAGUUUCGUCGAAGCACGAUCCUGAGAAAACAAGUGUUGCCAAAGCGCGACCCCAACCGGUUUCGUCGAAGCACGAUCCCGUGAAAACAAUUGUUGCCGAAGCGCGACCCCAACCGGUUUCAUCGAAGCACGAUCCCGAGAAAACAAGUGUUGCCAAAGCGCAAUUGAUGGCGGGUUUAGAUUGCCUCAAAUUUUCACAAUUUAUAAACCCAACUAAUGAGCUGCAAGUGCACAGCCGUGUUGUAGUCGGGGUCGAACACGAGGAGGAAGUGUUCUCACUUAACACCUUGUGA